UAAAAGGGUGCCAAGAAGCUGGGACGAAGGAACGUGGGUGUAAAUAGACAGUGAACGCUCUUGGUCUCUCUCCCUCUCUCUCUCUUCUCUCUCUCCCUCCCCCUUCUUCUUCCCUCUCUUUCUCUCUCUCUUUUAUGAAAUCAAUGAACGAGUUAUUGGUUAGGACAUAAAUAUAAGGAAUCAAAGCCUCCACCGGGACCAACGGCACUGCGCGCUUUUGAUAUGCGUCUUCGCCAAAUGCUUCAUGUGUUUUCAAAUCAUUGUAAAUACUGGCUUUGAUAGGACGAGAGCGGAACCAUCCCUGGUACGGCUUGGUCUCGGAACCAAAUUUUGACCAAGACUUCCACCAGCUUUUUUCCAACGUAAAACGAGACUCCACCAUUACCAUCUGCUGCUGUUGUACCCAUCCCAACUCACUGGCCGGUCCGAAGAUGGCAACUUUAACCAACGGGCAGGUGGACGGCACGGUGCACGGUGUUGGUGUGGUCUCCGCCAGCACGAACGGGCUCGUGAACGGAUUAAACCACAGCCACAGCCCGGCGGGAUGCCCGGCCACCAUCCCCAUGAAGGACCACGAUGCCAUCAAACUCUUCAUCGGUCAGAUCCCCCGCAACCUGGAUGAGAAGGACCUCCGGCCCCUCUUCGAGGAGUUCGGCAAAAUCUACGAGCUCACUGUGCUCAAAGACCGCUUCACGGGCAUGCACAAAGGCUGUGCCUUCCUCACCUACUGUGCCAGAGAGUCAGCCCUGAAAGCCCAGAAUGCAUUGCACGAGCAGAAGACCCUGCCAGGAAUGAACAGACCGAUCCAGGUGAAGCCAGCAGACAGUGAGAGUCGAGGAGAAGACAGAAAGCUUUUUGUGGGCAUGCUCAACAAGCAACAGUCAGAAGAUGAUGUGCGGCGCCUUUUCGAGUCCUUCGGCAGCAUCGAGGAAUGCACCAUCCUCAGAGGUCCCGACGGAAACAGCAAAGGCUGUGCGUUUGUAAAAUACUCCUCUCAUGCUGAAGCUCAGGCAGCCAUCGGUGCACUACACGGGAGCCAGACAAUGCCUGGGGCCUCAUCCAGUCUGGUGGUAAAGUUCGCCGACACGGAUAAGGAGCGCACCAUACGCCGCAUGCAGCAGAUGGCUGGUCAGAUGGGCAUCUUCAACCCUAUGGCCCUGCAGUUUGGAGCCUAUGGAGCCUACGCUCAGGUGCAGCAGCAAGCAGCACUGAUGGCAUCUGUAGGCCAAGGAGGCUACCUCAGUCCAAUGGCAGCCUUUGCUGCUGCCCAGAUGCAGCACAUGGCCACCAUCAAUGGCCUCCCCGGAGCACCGCUGACUCCCACGUCAGGUGGCAGUACUCCACCAGGCAUCAGCGCCCCCACAGUGACCAGCAUCCCAUCUCCAAUUAGUGUAAAUGGUUUUACUGGCAUGCCGCCCCCGCAGGCAAAUGGACAGCCCCCCGCAGAAGCAGUUUUUACCAACGGGAUACACCAUUAUCCUGUGUUGCAGGAGGUGGUUUUUAGAGAGGACUCAGAGAAAAACGGCUUGGGCGUGGCUCCGCGGAGUUGUUUUGGGGUUCAGGGUGGCUGCUUCCUCUCAUCUCUCUCCGAAGCAGCUCAAAGUCCCACUGCAGCUGAUCCUCUCCAGCAGGCUUACACAGGAGUCCAGCAGUAUGCAGCAGCCUACCCCGCUGCAUACGGCCAGAUCAGCCAAGCCUUCCCCCACCCUCCACCUAUCAUCCCACAGCAGCAGCGAGAAGGACCGGAAGGCUGCAACCUGUUCAUCUACCACCUCCCUCAGGAGUUUGGAGAUGGAGAGCUGAUGCAGAUGUUCCUGCCAUUCGGUAAUGUCAUCUCCUCCAAAGUGUUUGUGGAUCGGGCGACAAACCAAAGUAAAUGCUUUGGGUUUGUAAGUUUCGACAACCCAGGUAGUGCCCAAGCUGCCAUCCAGUCAAUGAAUGGCUUCCAGAUCGGCAUGAAAAGACUCAAGGUGCAACUGAAGAGGCCAAAGGAUGCCAACCGUCCCUACUAGCCCGCGCCCCAGCCAGCCACCGCCACCCUGGCGGCGGGGGCAGCUGUCGAACACAGGGAAAGACAGGUUUUGUUGAGCUGUUGAUUAUUUGCUACCCACCACUGAGUGCAAACUCAACAUCUGGACCACUGAGGCUGCUUCAGAAAACAGAG
Molecule: messenger RNA, 2164 nt
Organism: Maylandia zebra (zebra mbuna)
Lineage: Eukaryota; Metazoa; Chordata; Actinopteri; Cichliformes; Cichlidae
Gene: celf4
Product: CUGBP, Elav-like family member 4
Molecular function (GO): RNA binding
Source: RefSeq, a predicted model, not a curated record